This is a messenger RNA of Colletotrichum spaethianum, 1797 nucleotides long. RefSeq lists its product as uncharacterized. NCBI's taxonomy places the organism in Eukaryota, Fungi, Ascomycota, Sordariomycetes, Glomerellales, Glomerellaceae. Gene Ontology annotation, biological process: transmembrane transport. Gene Ontology annotation, molecular function: transmembrane transporter activity. The record is from RefSeq and is a predicted model, not a curated record. The transcript is spliced from 2 exons. Bases 1 to 1797 code for a protein of 598 amino acids.
AUGGCCCGCAACAACGCCCUCCGCGUCUCCGCAUCCCGCACAGCCUCGUCAGGCUCAUUCCACGCGGGCGCCCCGAUCCCUACCCUGGGAAACAUCGAAUCCAGCCGGAGAGUCACGAUGCGGCGCCAGUCCACUCAUCGGUACCAUACCUUUCCGACGCCGCCCCCCAAGACGCCUCGCGAGCAGUCCUCGGCCGAGCUCUUCCGACACUCUGACGACAGCUCAAACGGGUCCGAUGGCGAUCAUCACCAGACCCCUCUGCCGGUCAAGCAGCUCGCCCUGCUUGCCUUCCUCUCCCUGAGCGAGCAGACGGCCCUCAACUCGAUUGGCCCCUAUCUGCCUCAGAUGGUCGAGUCCUUUUCCGACAUACCAGACUCUCAGACUGGUCUUUACGUGGGCAUCCUGGCGUCGGCAUUCGCGCUGGCACAAUUGUCAACAAAUUUGCUAUGGGGCUAUCUUUCCGACAUGGUUGGCAGGAAGCCCACUAUGGUCUUGGGCACCUUUAUGCUCGCGGGCUGUUUCGUCGGCUUCGGCUUCUGCAGGACCUACUGGCAGAUUGUCGCUGUCCACGUGGCCAUGGGCAUGCUCAAUGGCAACGCCGCGGUGGUACCGACCGUCCUGGGCGAGGUGACGGAUCGCUCCAACCAAAGCCGGGCCUUCACCUGGCUUCCCGUCAUUUACUCCCUGGGCGGCAUUACAGGCCCCGCGCUGGGUGGUUUGCUAGUCGGCACUCUAGGGAAACGAUACCCGUACCUGGCACCGAAUCUUCUCAGCGCCGCGCUGCUGCUCACCAGCGUGCUGGUCGUCGGGAUCUGGUUCGAAGAGACGCUGGAAAGCCUCGAGCCGGGCAAAAACGCUUGGAUUCCAGACUGGGCCCGCAAGGCAUGGUCUUGGACCCAGCGACCGGCGGAGCCGAGAAGAAACUCUUGGGCCACCCGCUGGCCCCGUCGCGGUUCGCAAAUGGUAGUGAGCACGUCCGACGAUGAGGACGACGACGAAGACGAAGCAGCCGAGGAACAGGGGCUGCUCCAGCCGGGAUCGGAGGGCGGCUCUGAGGCGGACGACGACGCCAAGUCUCCCAGUGACCUCUCGACAUGGCGCCAACUCCUGAACCGCAACACGAUCCUGGUGUUGCUGACGUACCUGGUCUUCCAGCUGUCCAACAUUUCCUACAACAGCCUCUACCCCAUCUUCGCCGACGCCAACCCGCCGACGGGCCGUGGCCUGCCACCGAGCAAGAUCGGCAUCAGCUUGAGUCUCGCCGGCGUGGCCACCAUUGUGUUCCAGGGUUUCCUCUUCCAGCCUCUGAAGACGCGGUUGGGCAACCUGGGCACGUACCGCAUUGCGUUGCUGGGACUGGCCCUUAGCAUGGCCAUGAUGCCCUGGAUUGGCUACCUGGACGAUGAACCGCUGUUUGGCGUCGGCACCGGGUCUACCUGGCUGUACAUUGAGCUGGGAAUCAUCCUCAUCAUCAAGAACAUUUGCGCCGUCGGCGGUCUCUCUAGUGUGAUGCUUCUGAUUACGAAUUGCGCUCCGAACCAUGCGACCUUGGGCACCUUGAACGGCAUCGCCCAGACUCUUUCGGCAGCAGGCCGCAGUUUCGGACCCUUCGUCUCGGGAGCGCUAUUCACCCUGUCCACGCGCGUCCAUCCGAAAGGCGAAGCACUGGCAUGGGGUAUCUUCGGAGGUAUCGCUCUGCUUGGCUGGCUGGGGUCCCUCGCCAUCCGCAACCGCGGUCUCGAGAGUGACGACUGGGUCGGCGAGGAGGACGGCACCGACGGCGAGACCGAGCCAUAA